AGAUGCACAAAACCUCUACUAAAGUUGCAGGGGUCUUGGGAGAGAAAGAGGAGCCUCAUGGUGAUGGCUCUACUGGUCCAAACCGUCCACUACCUUCUGUCCAGGAUGUGACGCGGUCUACAGCACCAGCUAUGAAGAGGAACCUGGAGGACCAGGCAAGGGAAGAAGACUCGAGGCCUAAUCACGCCAUUUUAUCAGACACAUCCACACCUAGAAAAGUCAUUAAACGCAUCACCASCAAACGGAAGGAUAUCUUUGAUUUGCUCCUGCAGAGCAACCCGUUCGACCUAGACAGUGUUCUAUUGGCGGCCCAGACAGGAAAUGGUCAGGCGACAACAGGAAGUCUUCAUGACUCUGUUGAUUCGGUUGUGUUGAGAAGUCGAAGCGCAGGUUUUCUGCUGGAGACAGCAGAUUUCAAAGGAAAAGAGGAAGGAAAGGAAUGGAACAAAGAAAAGCAGGAAAUGACCAAAUCCUCAGAGGAGCUAACUCUAACUCAAGAUGGGAAUCUCUCCCAGCAUACUGACCAGAGCCAGAGAGAGGAGAUCACUAUAGAUAGUUAUCUCUCCCAGCAUACUGACCACUGCCAGAGCCAGAGAGAGGAGAUCACUCUAGAUAGGAAUCUCUCCCAGCAUACUGACCAGAGCCAGAGAGAGGAGAUAGUAUGCUGGGAGAGAUUCCUCUGA
Molecule: messenger RNA, 683 nt
Organism: Salvelinus sp. IW2-2015
Lineage: Eukaryota; Metazoa; Chordata; Actinopteri; Salmoniformes; Salmonidae
Source: RefSeq, a predicted model, not a curated record